Molecule: messenger RNA, 2720 nt
Organism: Rhagoletis pomonella (apple maggot)
Lineage: Eukaryota; Metazoa; Arthropoda; Insecta; Diptera; Tephritidae
Product: alpha-L-iduronidase
Molecular function (GO): L-iduronidase activity
Source: RefSeq, a predicted model, not a curated record
GUGAAACAAAUCUAUCGGUUGGUCCGUAAAAAUGAUUGGAACUUUGCUUUUAUACCUGCUGGCAUUUAAACGUCUGCAAAAUAACAGCUACACUGAGGAAGAAUCGUACUAUGAACUGCCACGGUUUUGGACAAGUACAGGCUUUUGUCCAAUGGGAGAAAUUAGGCGAGAAAGUUUGAAGGCUUUUUUUUUCUCCGAGGCGGUACAAAUGAAUCUGUUGCACAUAACAGCACUACCCGCAGGAGCGAUAACGCACAUACGCAUUCACUGGCUGCUAAAACUUGUUAAAUUUAUUCAGUACAGUACAGCCGGAGUGCCAAUGUACGAUUUCGCCGAUUUAGAUGCAUUCAUCUUAAAUCUAGACGAGCUGGGUCUAUUCCCAGUUGUUGAGUUUAUGACAGACUUGGAUGGUAUUUUAGCGAGUAAUCCGGAUAUUGAAGGUUCAUUGUGGCAAGAUUUCAGCUAUCAAGCCACUACCCAAUAUCGUAAUCUUCUGGGGGCAAAGAAACUUCUGCAAUGGCGGUUUGAGACAUGGAAUGAGCCGGAUGUUCGUAACUACAAUCGCUUGAAUUUUACGGUGGAAGGGUACCUCCAAUAUGUCAUGGCGCUGCGAAAUGGCCUUACAGCAGGUGGUCGUAGGAAAGUUAACUCGCUCCAUUUUAAACUGCGUGGACCAGCUGGACUAUUCAAAUCAAAUGGCGAACAUCCAUUAUGCUGGUCAUUGCUUCAAACCUGCAACUCACAAAUGAGUCAUUGUCCAAUAGAAGUUCUUACCUACCACCGAAAAGGACAAGGAUUCGCUAAAGAAGUUAUAGAAAGUUCGAGUCAACUGCUAAAAAACGUCUAUGAAAAGUAUACCAAUUUUAGAUCGAUACCAGUGUCUAAUGAUGAAGCGGACCCCAUCGCGGGUUGGUCUACACCCCAGAGCUAUCACGAGGACGUUAGAUAUGCCGCAAAGCUUGUAUACAUUACGUUUUUGCACUGGCACGUUAAAAUAUCGAAUGACGUAUUCAAAAACCUGGAAUCGAUCAGCCACGAUAAUGCCUUCAUUAGUUAUCAUCCAUAUGAAUUCGCACAGCGAACUCUUCUGGCACAUUUCCGUAUGAACAACUCACAACCAGCUCACUCGCAGUUUAUACAAAAGCCCGUAUACGCCGCAUUGGGAAUGUUAUCGAAGUUGGCAACGCUUGCAGCUGAUGUAGAAACAAUUACAUUAAAUAGCUCCAAUAAUGAGCUAUGGCUUUUGAAAACAUGUUCAAUCGAAAACACACCUCUCUACUUGAGUUGGUUGCUUCUGCCCCAGGAGAAUACUACGACCUUAGGAAACUUCACCCUUCGUCGUCAGUUACCUUUCACGCAAUGUGCCAAGGAGAACUUUGCUUAUAUAAUCGAGAUACUAGAGCAAGGCCACACCGAUCCGGCCCAUAUUUGGCGAGCAAAAGCAAACGCAACACCAUUCCCGAACAAAACGCAACGUGCAGAAAUGCGCUACGCCCAAACUCCUCGCUUGCAGGCAACCGGACUUUUAUCGAGAGCCGAGUUCGAACUGAAUAUUGGCCAUUUUCAGCUCCCUUGGAUUUUGUUAUUUCGGGUUUGCUCCUAUUUGUCUCCUGUUUUGAAGGCACCUCGUCAACCAGUGAUUACUAAAAUUACAGAGGGAGAAAUAGUUAUUUUUUGGCACGAAGCGCACACUGUGCAAUGUCUCAAAACGUACGAGGUUUCGUUAAAAGUAAAUGCGACUGCCGAAUGGAAUAUUAUUAGUAAGGACUGGCACUUACCAUUUCCGUCUUUUCAAUUCGCGCCUCCGCAUUCCUCUGUUAAUGGUUUCUAUAGGGUCCGAGGCAUAGACGUCUUCAACAGGAGGAGCAAGUUUUCCAACACAGUGGAAUAUAUUGAAAUUUAGAAUGACAAAUUUGCUGAGUUGCACGGUUCAAAUUCCCGUGAACUUAAAGAAGUUCGAUUUUCAAAUAUCAGCUACUUAUACCACCCACUGUUGUAUAUACUUAAUUGUUUUUUUUUACCAUACAAAAUUUUCAUAAAAAUGACCUCAAAUUCGGAUAGAAAAUAGAAAUAACCAAAGCUUAUAACGAAUUCAACUGGGAUGCUAUAAAAAUAGCGUCCACAGUUACAUAUACAUAUGUAUAGUAGAAAAUCCGAAUAAAGACUUUAUGCUUUCAAUUAACUAGUAUAUAUGUAAUUUGUUCAUUAAACAAACGAGUGCAAAAUUUAAAAAAAAUAAUAAUUUUUGAAUAAUUAAAUUAAAAUAUCCUGGCUAGGAUUUUUCAGCCAACCCACUCGCGAACAUUAGGCAGAUGGGUGAAGGUCCUGCCUUAUUCGGAUCUUAGACUAGUACAUACCUAUAUGCUAAAAAAGCUUAAAAGAAAAAACUUAAGUUAGAUUCCAUAAAAAAAUAUUUUGUCAAAAAUGUUUGCUACAUUUCUUUAAGCCAAGGAUGCAAUGUAACGUUAAUUUUAAUAUUUACCGAAAAAAAACAAUGGUUUUUGUUGAAACGAAUCAACUUUUUAUCGUUUAGGUAAUUAUCAAACUAAUUCUAUUUUGGGGUUUUAACGAAAAGAAAUCUAAUCGUUAACACUGAAGCUGUAACAUGCAUUUAGGCGCUAGGUGUUAACAGUGAGUUGGAAAUGGUUUAUAACUAGACUGCGGAUGCAGAAAACGAAGCCUAAAAAUAUGUACCACAUAACUAUGACGAAAUUAUAGUG